Gossypium arboreum is the source of this 1425-nucleotide messenger RNA. Its product is annotated as pentatricopeptide repeat-containing protein At5g16640, mitochondrial-like. The transcript is spliced from 7 exons. Gene Ontology annotation, molecular function: protein binding. NCBI's taxonomy places the organism in Eukaryota, Viridiplantae, Streptophyta, Magnoliopsida, Malvales, Malvaceae. The record is from RefSeq and is a predicted model, not a curated record. The coding region runs from base 1 to 1425 and encodes 474 amino acids.
AUGGCUGAAGAUCAAAAUAAUCAACUACCUCCUGUGGUUGCUGCGAAUCUGGCAAAUCUGAAUCCUGCUCAUCUUACUAUGUAUGAUUAUUCCAAGCCCACUCUAACUGGGGCUGAAUCAAGUAUUGUGAGACUUGCUAUUGUUGCGAAUAACUUCAAACUGAAGCCGAACACCAUUCAGAUGAUCCAACAAUUUGUUCAGUUCGAUGGAAACACCUCGGAAAAAUGUGAUAGAGCCACGUUCCAAUUCAUGCAAAAAACUAGAACAAUUUAUGAAGAGCGAAGGUUGCAGAUUGAUGAACUAGACGAAUGGUGGACAAAUGUCAAGGAAAAACCAAGAAUACAUGAUGAAAAGCAUAAGGAAGCAACGAACCACUUUAAGGUUGGGGAUCAGAUUCAAGAUAUGGGUAAGCUUCCUUCUUCUUUUAUUCUUCGUUCAGUUGUUAAUGGUGGAAGUCAUCUUUCUAAUUUCCACUCUUUUUCUUCUUCUUCAAACAACAUUGCUACCCACAUCAAAGCCUUAAGUAAGAAACCCAUGCCUGUUAGAGGAAAGGGAAAAAAAGAUGAUCGCUUCGAUAUUGUUGAUGAUGCUUUAAUUUUGUUCAAUAAGAUGAUAGUCAGUAAGAUUUUUGAGGCCAUUAGUAUAUUCGAUGAAAUGACUGAAAGAGGGUAUCAACCUGAUUUGAUUGUUUACAAGACAAUACUUAAGGGUUGUGUAAGAGCGGAGGCUCUUGAUCUCUUAUCUGAAAUGAAGGUUAAAGGCAUUAAACCAAAUAUCAUUACUUACAGUUGCUUAAUUCACGGUAUGUGUGAUUCGGGCCAACAGGAAAAGGCAACAACGCUUUUGAAUGAAAUGUUGGAUAACAAUAUUUCACUUAAUAUUGUCACAUAUACUAUAUUGAUUGAUAUACUUUGCAAGGAAGGAAUGAUUUCUAAAGCUGUAGAGACCAUUGACAUGAUGAGAAAGCAAGGAAGAGGCAUUGAGUCUAAUGUUGUUACCUAUGAUGCAUUAGUUAAUGGUCACUGCUUGCAGAACGAAAUGGAUAAAGCUAGAAGAGUUUUACAGUUGAUGAUUGAAAAGGGUUGUGCACCGAAUAUAGUUACCUACAGCACGAUGAUCAAUAGAUAUUGCAAAAGUAAUCUCAAAGAGGCAUUGAAAUUUUUUCAAACAAUGCAAAAUGGUGGGUUGGAACUUGAUAUUGUCCCAUAUACUAUCCUAAUUGAUGGGCUGUGCAAAGCUGGGCAUAUUGAAGUUGCCAAGGAAUUAUUUCGUCAACUCUCAGACAGUGGUUUAAAACCGAAUGUUUACAAAUAUGGUGUAAUGAUUAAUGGACUGUGUAAAGAGGGAUUGCCAGAUGAGCAGACAUGUUUUUUGGGAGCAUGGGAGAUAAUGACUGUUUGCCUAAUAGUUGCUGUUAUAAUGUAA